Oxyura jamaicensis (ruddy duck) is the source of this 2291-nucleotide messenger RNA. RefSeq names its product TNF receptor superfamily member 11b (gene TNFRSF11B). NCBI's taxonomy places the organism in Eukaryota, Metazoa, Chordata, Aves, Anseriformes, Anatidae. Gene Ontology annotation, biological process: signal transduction. The record is from RefSeq and is a predicted model, not a curated record. Gene Ontology annotation, molecular function: protein binding. Bases 310 to 1518 code for a protein of 402 amino acids. The transcript is spliced from 5 exons.
UGACACUCCCUCCUGCAUUUUCCAGUCUGUGGUUAACAGCACUCAAAGGGUUCCAUUAAGUCAUCAAGUUUUACAGGUUCCUUAAAAAAAAAAAAAAAAAAAAGAGAGAGAGAGGGAGAGGGAGAAAAGUUUGGUCAUGGUAGGGAAUGAGUGAUCAAAGCUGAGCCAAAGCUUCCUGUUACACCGGGACUAUAUAUAUAUCGUGUCUUUAAUGUUGAGGGAUGUAAGCAGGCUGCUAGGAGGCUGGAGCACACUAGCUGACUCUCUGCCUGAUUUCCCAGCUCGCUGAGGUUUCUUCCACCGACCACAAUGAACAAGUUCCUGUGCUGCACACUUGUGCUCUUGGACAUCUCCGUCAAGUGGUCCAUCCAGGACGUCUCUCCCCACAAGUAUCUCCAUUACGACCCAGGGACAUCUCGUCAAGUGAUGUGUGACCAGUGCCCUCCCGGGAGCUACGUAAAGCAGCACUGUACCGCUGCCAGCCCGACAGUGUGUGCCCCGUGCCCAGACCAGUACUACGCCGAAGACUGGAACAGCAACGAUGAAUGCCAGUACUGCAGUGCCGUUUGCAAGGAGCUGCAGUACGUCAAGCAGGAGUGCACGAGCACGCAGGACCGCGUCUGCGAGUGCAUCGAAGGCAGGUACCUGGAGCUGGAGUUUUGCUUAAAGCACACGGAGUGUCCUCCUGGAUUUGGUGUCACACAGCCAGGUACCCCUGAGAGUGACACUGUAUGUAAGAAAUGUCCAGAGGGAUUUUUCUCCAAUGUAACAUCAUCCAAAGCAGUCUGCCAGAAGCACACAAACUGUAGUGCACUGGGUUUCAAAAUAGCAUUGAAGGGAAAUGCAGUUCGUGACAACGUCUGUCAGGAAAAUACAGAUACAUCACCUCAGAAAUGUGGCAUAGAUGUAACCCUGUGUGAGGAGGCUUUGUUUAGGUUUGCUGUUCCUACUUUUCUCGUGCCUAACUGGCUGAACUUGCUAGCAGAUAGUUUGCCUGGGACAAAGCUUAGCACAGAAAAUAUUGAACGGAUUAAACAAAGGCAUGGUUCACAAGAGCAGACUUUCCAGCUUAUGAAAUUAUGGAAGCAGCAAAACAAGGAACAGGAUAUAGCCAAGAAGAUUAAUCAAGAUAUUGAACUUUGUGAAAGUAGUGUCUUAAGGCAUAUUGGCCACCCAAAUCUCACCUUUGAACAUCUCAACACACUGAUGGCAAGCUUGCCAGGCAAAAAAGUGGGAAAAGAAGAUAUUGAACGCACAAUGAAACUGUGUCAACCUACGGAGCAAGUUCUGAAGCUUCUCAAUCUGUGGAGAAUAAAGAAUGGAGACCAAGACACCAUCAAAGGUUUAAUGUAUGGACUGAAGCACUUGAAAACAUACCACUUUCCAAAAACCACCAUACAAAGUCUGAAGAAGGUCAUUAAGUUUCUUCAGAGAUUUACAAUGUAUAGAUUAUACCAGAAACUAUUAUUAGAAAUGGUAGGAAACCAAAUUAAAUCAGUGAAAGUAAGAUGCGUCUAAUUCAAGAUAUUUUUCAUUCUCCACUGACAAUUUUUCUCUAAUUACUGCCAGCAGUAAUUAAACUGGAACGUUGUUUCCCUACAUAAUGUCUUACUAUUUAUAGAAAUGCCUGACUGGAAUAGCUCUAAGUCUUUUUCAGUGUUCUUGGAGAUUUUUUUAUUUUUUUUUCUUGUUUGUUUGUACGUUUUUGUUUGUUUUAAAAUCACUUUUGUAAAAGCUGUUAACCUGUUGAUAACACUAAGAGCCUGAUUCAGCAUUUUUGCACAUUCAGAGUUGAAAAGCCCCACUAUAGUUACUAGAGGAGAAAAGAAUGCUGGACCUGGCUCUAAUACAGUAUUUGCUAUUUAUAUUCUUUGAGGUAUAAACAUUUUUGUUGUACAUAUUUAUUAAGUUAAAUGGAAAUUGUAUGAGACUGAAUUUUGGGAAGAGAAAUGAAAUGCACACUGUAUAUUUUCUAGUUAAACAAAAAUGAUCCCAUAUAUUUUUCUGGCAAAAUUUCGUAGCAUGCUCUAAAAGUUCUUAAUAUCUUUACUUUUUGUAUUUAAAGAAGUAUUAUUACUUAGUUUUAUUUGUAUAACUUGUGGUAUCUUUGGGUAGGGAUGUUUUAAUUUAUCCAACGAUUUUAACACAAAUGUGGUGAAAAUAUAGCACGUGACCUGAAUAUUUAAAUAUUCUGUGAGGAAGUGAAUGUACCAUAUUUAAGAAGCUGGAUUUUUACAUAGAAUUUCAUAAUCUUAUUUUAUAAAACAAUUAAAUUUUUCAGUUUACUUUUC